Messenger RNA from Meira miltonrushii, 1680 nucleotides. RefSeq names its product ARM repeat-containing protein. Gene Ontology annotation, molecular function: proton-transporting ATPase activity, rotational mechanism. NCBI's taxonomy places the organism in Eukaryota, Fungi, Basidiomycota, Exobasidiomycetes, Exobasidiales, Brachybasidiaceae. The annotation marks the transcript as partial. The record is from RefSeq and is a predicted model, not a curated record. Gene Ontology annotation, cellular component: vacuolar proton-transporting V-type ATPase, V1 domain; fungal-type vacuole membrane. Gene Ontology annotation, biological process: proton transmembrane transport. The transcript has a single exon.
GUUGCAACACCUGCUCUUGUUCCAAUCAGAAAUCAAUACUUGACUGAACUUGGUCAUCGAAUUCGAUCUCGUCCAAUUCCAUGGGAAGGUUAUGCUCGUGCAGAUUUGGUCACUCAAGAUGAGCUUAAAAUGAUCAGAUCAAUCGAUGGAAAAGAUGAAGAAGAAUCACAAAAGUUAUUAGAUCAAGAUGGAGAGAAGUAUGCUUCUUUAUACAUUCGACUACUCAACAAAUUAACAAGAACAGACACUUUACAACAAAUCUUGGUUCUCAUGGGUGAUAUGCUAGAAGAUCAUGAUGAUCGUGCUGCUUUAUUUCUCAAAGUCAAACAAGCCGAUCAAGGAAAUACAUGGCCUUGGCAUCCUUUACUCAAGAUGCUCGAGGUGCAAGAUGAUUUCAGCCAGCUCAAAGCAGCCCAACUUCUCACAAUAUUACUCGUCUAUCCUACAGACCUAGAGAGCAAGAAAAUCCCUUCUCACGUCCUGGAUCGUCUGCUCACAUUCUUAUCUGCUUUGAUCAAUUCCGGUGCAGCAAGCGGGGAUACAGCUCGUUCCAGUGCACCAGGAUCAGGCACAUUGCGUCCUCCAUUGGCACAAGGCGGAUAUGCAGAAGGAAAUGGAUCAGAUGUAGGCAUUCAAUUACUCGAAGCACUCCUUCGCUCAAAGAGAUAUCGUAACCUCGUCUGGCAAGAUGAGGUACGGAAGAUUGGAAUGACAGAUGGCAAAGAUAUGAACGAAGACGAUGGCGGGAACAAGGAUCAUGUGGCUGCUAGCGAAUAUGAAAGCAUCAUUGCUGGAUUACGUGCAAUUCUAGCUUACAGUCUCGUCCCAAAAUCAGGCGGUCAACAGAGUCAUUCGCAAUCGGGAACAUCGACGCCUAACACCCAAACUACCAGCAGCCAAGCAACUCGUGUACCAGACAAUAAAUCAUCUUCGGGAUCACGAACACCAACUGGGAAUGUGGGCGUUCAGAUGGUGUAUCAAGCAGUGUUCUGCAUUUGGUUAUUCAGCUUUGAUGAAGAUGCAGCUUCGGAACUUAAUAUCAAAUUUGGCUUUAUCCCGAUCCUUGCUGAUGUAGCACGUAGUGCUGUCAAAGAGAAGGUGGUUCGUAUCGUCGUUGCAACUUUGCGAAAUCUGGUCGAGAAUGCACCAUCACCAAAUACAGCAGCACUGUUGGGAAGCAAAGGUUUGCCCUUGAUGGAAUCACUAGCAUCUAGAAAGUGGAGCGAUGAUGAAAUCACUGAAGAUAUCAACUUUGUCAAAGAGGCUCUAAGCGAAAAGCUCAAGGUGAUGAGCACGUACGAUCAAUUCAUUUCAGAACUGGCAUCAGGUAGACUUUCAUGGGAUAAUCCUGCACAUUCUUUAGAUGAUUUCUGGAAAGAAAACACAUCAAAAUUGUUGGAUACAUCAACAACAAACGAAGAAUCAGGAGAAAAAGGAAGUGGAUUAGAAAUGUUAUUAAAGUUAAUCAAAGAUGCUGAUAAUAUCGAUUCUACUACUUUGGCAAUCGCUUGUAACGAUAUCGGAAAGAUGAUUCAAUUCUCACCCGAAGGAGGAGCACGUAAACGAGUGGAAAAGGCGGGUGGAAAGACGUACAUCAUGGCACUCAUCAAUCAUUCGGACGGUCAAGUGAAAUUUUAUGCACUACAUACAGUCUCAAGACUUGUUUCUGCCAGUUGGCGG